CAUCGAUUCUUCGUUUUUGAAUUUCUUCAGGAAGAGUAGUGUUUCCUCAAAGAUUUUUCUGCAACACCAAGAGAUCCUCUCCUGGGAAUGCAAAUAACAGGGGUAAAAGAAGAUUCGAAAUUCAGGCUGGCGCUUUAGUUUUCCUUCGAAAGAAAGAGUUCUCUCAUUUUUUCUAAAUAAUGAAGUCUUUCUCCGAUUUUGUUUUGCUGUUUAGUCUGCCAAUUAUAAUUCAAGUCUUUAUCAUUUCCUUAUUUUACCAAGGUGUUUUAGGUCUUGAUUGUUUUAAAUGUAUAUCUACUGCUGGCACAUACCCCCCAUGUGACGAUCCUUUUCACAAUAACUAUACCCGAGACAUUUUAGAGAGCCCAUGUUGGGCAGGAAGAAAGCAAAGAAAUGGAGUCUUUCCAGCAACUACGUGUGUCAAACUUGCCGGAACAUAUGGUGAUACUGGAGAGACUUUAGUAGUUCGUGGUUGCGCAGUUGAUAGCGGUACACUUACCAUAGACACAGAGCUUGUUCGUAUGAGCCAUUGUGGUGGAUUUUACUAUGAAGACCGAUACGUGAGAGGCUGUGUACAGAAUUGUUUUGAAGAUGGCUGUAACAGCAGCACUAUUUUGCAAUUACAAAUAAAAAUACCGAAUUUGAUUGUUCUCCUUACAAUAUCAUAUAAAUAUUUUAUGCAUCAUCUCUGACCAACACUUAUAAGUAAUUAAUUACUUAUAAGUGUUAAAUUACUUAUAUGUAAAAAAGAGUUACCAAAUUUGGAAGUCAUCAAAUAUUUUUAACUGCAAGUAAAUUUUAUCUCUUUCUCACUAUAAAGAUACAAUAGAUAUAAUAGCUUGUAUUUUAUGUACAAUAUAGUAAAUUAAUUCUUUUUUUUAAUUUUGGUACUUAAUCAAUUUUUUAGAUAACGUAGUAACUUAUUUCUUUUCAAUAAAUUUUUUUUUACUUUAAAGAAGCAGUAAGUAGCUCCUUGACAGAAUUGCGAAAGAACGUAUUAUGGGUCUGAAAGGAAUAAAGUUAAUUCGAUUAAUACCUCUUUUUUCUAUCUGUAUCAAACUAUUUUAAUGAAUAAUCACUAAAAUAUCGAAAAAAAAAUUUAAUUCAAUAAAAACAUCUAUCAGAAGUUAACUUCUUCUUUUGUUUAAUGAACCUUGCAGUUCAACAAAUAUACAUGCA
This is a messenger RNA of Parasteatoda tepidariorum (common house spider), 1179 nucleotides long. RefSeq lists its product as uncharacterized. Lineage: Eukaryota; Metazoa; Arthropoda; Arachnida; Araneae; Theridiidae. Gene Ontology annotation, biological process: regulation of synaptic transmission, cholinergic; sleep; positive regulation of voltage-gated potassium channel activity. The record is from RefSeq and is a predicted model, not a curated record.